This is a messenger RNA of Physeter macrocephalus (sperm whale), 3806 nucleotides long. RefSeq names its product cadherin EGF LAG seven-pass G-type receptor 3-like. NCBI's taxonomy places the organism in Eukaryota, Metazoa, Chordata, Mammalia, Artiodactyla, Physeteridae. Gene Ontology annotation, biological process: G protein-coupled receptor signaling pathway. Gene Ontology annotation, molecular function: G protein-coupled receptor activity. The record is from RefSeq and is a predicted model, not a curated record. The coding region runs from base 899 to 2575 and encodes 558 amino acids. The transcript has 7 exons.
GCACCCUUGCCUUACUCUGGCCCCACAGGUCUGUCUGUGCCCUGCUGUCUCUCCAGUAUCUCCCAAGGCCUGGGUGGCUCAUUUUGCCCUUUGCCCCAUGCAUUUCCACCUACCUUCCAUGCUUUCUCUUAUGCCCCACCCCCAGCUUUCAUUCUCUGCUUUCCCCAUAUCCCCUCAUGGUUCCCUGAGUACUCUCCUGGUUCUUUCUGUGACCUCCCGACUCCCCUAGUGCCCUCCUGAGACCUCCAUGUUUCUGUGUGAGUUUCUUUCCCUCCACGUCCCCUGCGUGUCCUCCCAUGUCUCCCGUGUGAGCCCUGUGUGACCCUCACUGUCCUGUGUCCCUUCACGUUCCCGCGGCAGGACCCUUCGCAGCUCGUUUCUACUCCUUCUACUGGUCAGUGCCUCCUGGCUCUUUGGCCUCCUGGCGGUCAACCACAGCAUCCUGGCCUUCCACUACCUCCAUGCCGGACUCUGUGGGCUCCAGGUAACUCUGGCGCCCCUCCCUCACCCUGGACCAGAUGGGGCUUCAGUAGGGUGGGGCCCAGGGCCUUGACCCCAGGCCUAGAGCUGACUCCCACCUGAUGGCUGACACCAGACUACUGCUGAUCCUGGAUUGACCUUCACCAGUGCUGAGGCUCCUGGCCGCUUGCUGGUCCACAUUGACCUUCACUGACCCCGGUCACUCAUGCCACUCUGACCUCUCACUUCCUCUGCUGACUUUCCCUGAUUCCCUUACUGGGUCCCCCCUUGGGCUUCUCACUGCCUCACUCUAAUCUGCAAUGACCGAUCCCACUUGCUGACCCACAGUGACUUACACCAGACCUACCUGACCCCCUUGUGGCCCUACUCUGACCUCUGCCUCAUUUCUGACCUCUCACUGACCUUUACUAUCCCCUCAAUGAUCCUUGCUGACCCGCAGGGCCUGGCGGUGCUGCUGCUCUUCUGUGUCCUGAACGCAGAUGCUCGGGCUGCCUGGACACCAGCCUGUCUGAGCAGGAAGGCAGCGCCCGAGGAGGCCAGGCCAGCACCUGGGACGGGCCCCGGGGCCUACAACAACACGGCCCUCUUCGAGGAGAGCGGCCUCAUCCGCAUCACUCUGGGCGCCUCCACCAUCUCCUCAGUGAGCAGUGCCCGCUCUGGCAGGACCCAGGACCAAGACAGCCAGCGGGGCCGCAGCUACCUCAGGGACAAUGUCCUGGUUCGACAUGGCUCGGCUGCCGACCACACUGACCACGGCCUCCAGGCUCACGCUGGCCCCACUGACCUGGAUGUGGCCAUGUUCCAUCGAGAUGCUGGUGGAGGUGCAGACUCUGACUCUGACAGUGACCUGUCCUUGGAGGAGGAGAGAAGUCUGUCCAUCGCAUCCUCAGAAAGUGAGGACAAUGGCCGGACGCGGGGGCGUUUCCAGCGUCCACUCCGCCGGGCAGCCCAGAGUGAGAGGCUCCUUACACACCCCAAAGAUGUGGAUGGCAAUGAUCUCUUGUCCUACUGGCCAGCCCUGGGGGGAUGUGAGGCUGCUCCCUGUGCUCUGCAGACCUGGGGCUCUGAAAGGCGCCUGGGACUGGACACCAGCAAGGACGCAGCCAACAACAACCAGCCGGACCUGGCCCUGACCAGUGGAGAUGAAACCUCCUUGGGUCGGGCCCAGCGCCAGAGAAAAGGCAUCCUGAAGAACCGAUUGCAGUACCCGCUGGUGCCACAGACCCGGGGCGCCCCUGAAUUGUCCUGGUGCCGUGCAGCCACCUUGGGCCACCGUGCUGUGCCAGCUGCCUCCUAUGGUCGCAUCUAUGCCGGAGGGGCCACUGGCAGCCUUUCGCAGCCAGCCAGCCGCUACUCCUCCCGAGAACAGCUGGACUUGCUCCUCAGGCGGCAGCUGAGCCGUGAACGACUGGAGGCCCCUGCCCCUGUUUUGCGUCCCCUGAGUCGGCCAGGCUCCCAGGAACGCCUGGAUGCCAUGCCAGGCCGUCUGGAGCCCAGGGAUCGGGGCAGCACCCUACCACGGAGGCAGCCACCCAGGGACUACCCUGGUGCCGUGGCUGGCCGCUUUGGGUCACGGGAUGCGCUGGACCUAGGGGCGCCCUGCGAGUGGUUGAGCACGUUGCCCCCGCCCCAUGGUGCCCGGGACCUUGACCCACAGCCCCCACCUCUGCCCCUGUCUCCCCAGCGGCAACUCUCAAGAGACCCCCUCUUGCCAUCCCGGCCCCUGGACUCUCUGUCCAGGAGCUCGAACUCAGGGGAGCGGCUGGACCACGUGCCUAGCCGGCACCCCUCGCGAGAAGGCCUUGGGCAACCCCCGCAGCUGCUCAGAGUUAGGGGAGACCCAGCCAGUGGCCCUAGCCACGGCCCCUCCACAGAACAGCUGGACAUUCUCUCCUCCAUCCUCGCCUCCUUCAACUCCUCAGCUCUCUCCUCCGCCGUGCAGUCCUCAAGCACACCCUCGGGCCCUCACACCACUGCCACGCCUUCUGCCACAGCCUCUGCGCUUGCGCCCUCCACACCAUGCUCUGCCACAUCCCACAGCAUCUCGGAGCUGUCACCCGACUCAGAAGUUCCCAGAAGUGAGGGUCACUCCUGAGGGGCAGACGUGCAGAUGAGGACCAGCCGAGGGCGGUGGAGGAUUUGGGCUAACAGAAGAGACUCCAGGAGUUGGGGGCUGACCCCAUGGCAGCCUCCUAUACCCCCGCCCCCCAGCUCUCUCUGUUGCUGUAGUGCUGACUGUCCAUGUGAGCAAGCGUGUAACAUGUGCACGGAAUGAGGGAGCUGAAGGGAGGACUUUUAUACGUUUUGUACCUUUGUAACCAGAGAAAUAUGCUUAUGUUAUUUUUCAGCUUUUCUGUCUCCCGGGGUUCUGAGGCUGGGCUGGGAGGGGGAGGGGGACAGAGGGAAAGAGGUGCAGAGUUUCCACCCAUUUGGGUCCCUGGCAAUUUAAUUGUUCUUUCCUCUCAUCUUACUGGGGUGGAUUCAGACAGGAGGGGUAAAUUCUCCCCCCGCCCCAUUCCCUGGUUGAUCUGAAUAUUGUCAGGGCCCAAAGUGCAGAAUUAGUCUUUGCUUUUUCUUGGAUGUCCCACAGGCCAAACUUUUGGGACUGGGGGUUGGUCUUGGAAACAGGGGUCCUCUGACCUCCUCACAGGGGCUCGCUCGCUCAUGCCGCCCCUCCCCGUGGAUGUGUGUGUUUAUUAUGUGGAGUCCCUGCCACUUACUGCCUUAUGACCCAGGACUGAUGCUGUGGAGCGUUGAUGGAGCAGCAGAUGUCAUGUUUACAGAUCAAGGCUUCCCUUUCUCCCAUGGGGAGGGGCUCAGGCCUCUAUUCAGACAUUCCUGCAGAGGGUGGAUGGAGGGGUCACAGCCCCUGCCCCUGCUGUGAACAAAAGUUGUCUGUGGUGCCAUUUAAUUCCCUGACACUGCCCCCUGCUAGAAUUUAUUCUGAAGGGUGGGGUAGGAGGGGGAGCAAGGGGAGCAAAAACAAGGGAAUUAAAGACUCAGAAUGUAGGUGCCACUGCCUCCCAUGUUUACAGGAGCCUCCCUGGCCCUAGGCACCCGGGCUGCAGGAAGUGACUCUUCCAUCCCUCCUUUAUUCCCUUGUAAAGGGAAAAAUGACUGUUAGGACCCUGUUCACAAACUCUCACUUUUAUUACUUUGUCUGAUGUCCAGAACUGGGGACUUUAAAAUUUUGUUACUUUGUUUACAGGUCAAGACUUAAAACAUUCUUCACCUUUGUUUACAAUUUAAAACUUUGAACUUUUACACUUUGUUUACAGUUGAGAAUGUUUUUUUCCCUUCGUUUACAAGUGAAAGGUAGAGAAAGU